Molecule: messenger RNA, 1511 nt
Organism: Rhagoletis pomonella (apple maggot)
Lineage: Eukaryota; Metazoa; Arthropoda; Insecta; Diptera; Tephritidae
Product: protein ANTAGONIST OF LIKE HETEROCHROMATIN PROTEIN 1-like
Exons: 2
Coding region: 228-1511 (427 amino acids)
Source: RefSeq, a predicted model, not a curated record
UAUCGAUGUGCAAAUGAUUUGUUUUGCGAUCAGACGAUUUGGCUGCUAAAGAUCCAAAUGAUUUGUCACACAUUUGCACACGACAGAGAAGUGACAAAUAUUGUCCACAUUCAUUCACACGGUUUAACCAUUUGGUCAUAAAUACUUAAACAGCUGAUCAGUUCUCAACCAUACUUUUGCAUCUGUGAUACAUAUUGUGAGAUUUUAAGUGAAAUAUACAAAAAAUAAUGGAUACGCAAAGGCAAAAGAAACUCGCAGCGAUUAUAUACAUUUGUUAUUAUAUAAAACGGAAAAGAUGUCUUGAAAAGAAUAGUAUUCCUAGAAAGAAAAGAAAUAUGACUCCACGAAGUGUUUGGGUGAACGAAUGGCUCCUUAAAAGGUGCACCGAGGGCGCUUACGAAAAAACUUUGCGCGAGUUCCGGGAAAUAAAUAAUCAAAAAUAUUUGUUUAAAAAUUACUUACGUAUGAACGAAACGACCUUCAGCGAACUUCUUAAAAAGAUUUCUCCAUUUGUAAAAAAGAAUGAUACAAAUAUGCGAAAAGCGGUUCCAGACUGUGAACGUUUGGCUUGUACACUGCGCUUUCUCGCUUCAGGGGACAGUUUUAAAAGCUUAUCUGUAGUUUUUCGUAUUGCGCCCAACACUAUAUCUUUAUUCAUACCGGAAGUUUGUGAUGCAAUUUACAAAACACUCAAAGAUGAAUAUUUGCAGGUUCCAUCCAAUGAAGAUCAAUGGAAUGAAAUUGCCAGAAAAUUCAAUGAAAAAUGGAAUUUCCCCAACUGCAUAGGAGCAGUUGAUGGGAAGCACAUCCUAAUGGAAGCUCCGACGCGAUGCGGAAGUACCUACUUUAAUUACAAAGGUACUCAUAGCAUAGUCCUAAUGGCUAUUGCAGACGCAGAGUAUAAAUUCGUAUAUAUUGAUGUUGGCUGCAAUGGACGAGUUUCCGAUGGUGGAGUUUUUGGCAAAUCAACUUUCCAGCACGCCUUGAACAUGAAUUCUCUUGGACUACCUUCAUCUAGACCAUUGGAAGGCCGCGAACUUAAUGUUCCAUACGUUUUAGUGGCAGACGAUGCCUUUCGUAUGCAAAAGCACUUACUAAAGCCAUACCCUGGAAGAAAUUUGUCAGCUGGCCAGCGCAUAUUUAAUUAUCGUUUAUCAAGAGCAAGACGUAUUGUUGAAAAUGUGUUUGGAAUAAUGGCCAAACGGUUUCAAGUAUUUUCCCGACCAAUUCGUUUGAAUCCUACUAAAACAACAAAGGUCACCAUGGCUAGCUGUGCUUUGCAUAAUUUUUUGAUAACGAAAUCUUCGAACUAUGUGGAAAGCCAAACUGAUGAGGAAGGCAAUCUAAUACCAAUUGAAUUUAACCAAGUUUCACUUCGACCAGUUCAAGAAGGAACAGUAGAACAGCCAAACAAUUACAUAAGCAAUGAAGCAAAGGAAAUAAGGAGAGAAUUUGAAGAAUAUUUUAUGUCUGUCAAUGGUGAAGUACCAUUCCAAUACAGACAUUUGUAA